AUGGGCAAGCCUGCCACCACCACACCCCAUCGUAUUAUUCCAGUGCAAACCAAGGAAAAGUACUUGGAGGCCAGGGAAGAUGGACCCGUGCAGCACGGCCCCCUUCAGCUCAGCCGCCUCGCGACUGUUCUCGGAUUCUUGUACUUGGCCGUGACCGUGAGCUGCAGUGCAUGGUACCUCAAAAUCGUCGAGCCACACCUGGAUAACGACCUGUGGCUGCCGCAUUUCAAUUCGACGGGUAUGCAAACGUACUUGGGGGAUCUUAUCCACUUGCGGCGCAACUUGAACCAGGUCGGCACGUUUGAUGUGUCUCUCCCCGACUCAACGAUACUUCGGGCGUACGGCGAGGUGGACACGCUGCUCACGUUGCCGCCAUCCAACCCCCGACAGACACUGCUGGACAGCAUUCCGUUCGACGACGUUAUCACGACCAUCCGCAUGCAAUCACUGGAUACGUACUUGGCAUAUCGGAUUCCAUACUGCUGGGCGGACAUGAGUCGACGGUUUGAAAUGGCGCACACCGUCACCCGCCAAGCGCGCUGUGCCGCGGCGGACAAGGACAACGCGGCAGUGUACCUUGAGACAGUGCUGCGCAACACGGAAGUGCAGGCGAUUUUGGCUUGGCCGCUGUUUGAUCUCCUCAACGAGACAGUGCUCGUGCCCAUGACAGUGGUGGACGCGGUCGAAGGGCCGAAGUGGAUUGCGAGCAUUGUGCACGGCAGCCUUCUCCCCAUGGCCGACGAAGUCCGGUUCUGGGACCGCCAGGGGCUUCACCGGUUCACAUUGCAACUGCAGAAUACGUUUCCCCAACGAAUAGACGACGCUAUCUUGCUCGAGGAUGCGCUCGGGAUGCAGCAGCGCUUCACCAUCAGCUCCAUGUCCGUCACCUCCCCCGAACGUGGAGCCGGCACAACGUUUUGGACGUCUCUCAGUCUCUCGAGUGACUUGACUGUGGCCAGUGCGUUCGGGUGCAGCAUCGUGCGCGGCAGCCCCAACGACGCCGCCGCAUUGGGACUCAGUUGGGACACGGACUUGGUGUACGCACAGGCCGCCGGCUUCGUCGGCACGGAUCUCAUGCGGGCCAACGUGGGGCCGCUUGGGUCAAUUGACAUCCGAACGAUUCCUGUCCCCCCUGCCUUGACAGAGUACUUUUUGGCAUUUCGAGCAGGUCUGUACGACUACCUCCAACAAGACUCCAAUGCCCGGAAAGUGUACUUUCACCUCAGCGAGCCAGUGGUGAGCCCCGUGCCCGCCACGUGGGGCGGGUUGAGCUACUACGGGGGCAAUCCCAUGUGUGGGCUACAAAGUUCCGCCACUUUUGUCCAGCCUUCGUUUGGGAUAUCUGACGAUUGCGCCGAGCAGGUUCCGUACACACUGACAUUACGCCGCGAAAAUGUGUUCUUUGCAUUGAUCAGCAGUGGGCUGUCCAUCGACCAACUUGGUUUUGUGUGCAACCUCAGCUCGACUUCCUCGGACCAGUGUCUAGCCACGUUGUUCACUGCGUUGCCCUUGGUGACAGUGUGGAACCAAACCACUGCGUUUGGGAAUCAAUCCCCUCCUCCCAUCACUGCAAUGUCCAACUUGAACAUUUCGUUCAUGCAAUUCGCUUCAGCCAUCGAUGACACCACCAGUCAAAGCUUCCUCUUGCAACCCUUGGUCACCCCCAAUGACCUGUGGGCGUUCUACGGGUGGUUAGGAAUCCACGAAUGGCUGAGUGGACUCCGUGAAGUGUACAGCUUUGAAGGGGACAUUGCAACGCUGACUGUACUCACGGAGGCACAAGACGAGGUGUAUCUCGUGGCCAACGACUUGGAAAUACCUCGCAAAGGGUGCUUUUACAUUUGGGUCAUUACGAUUUACGUCACGUUCGUGCUGGUAUUGGUGGUGUCAUUGAUGAUCUGUUACGCGUUUUUCAUUGGGUUCCACGUCGAGUGGUGGAACCUCUUUCAAUGCAACUGGGUCAUCGGGUACGUUUGGAUUGGCCGACCGUUCCUGUUCCUUCGCGGCAUGACAGCCAUGCUUCUCCUCAGCUCGUCCACGGUGUCGUUUGCCAACAACCUUGGCUUUGCACGCAUCUCGUUUACCCCGAAACCGCUCAUUCAUACCAUGGUUUUGGCUGGCGAGUCGACGUGGCUCACAAUAGUUCUACAUGAUAUUUUGCUACCCUUCACCGACCAAGAACUGACUGUCUACGCCCCAUUGAGCACGGCGUUCAUAUGGGCCAUCAUGACUGUGAUCCAAGUCGUGUCGCCGCACGGGGCGACCCUAACCCUAGAUCGCACCUGUUCGUACGAAUUCGUGGGUUUGUCUGCGAGCUGCACGAGUGCGACCGUGCAAUUCGGGAGCGUCCGUCGUUUUGGUCUGCUGUUCAUCGUCCAUGUCGCUAGCAUUGCAUUGGCAUACUUGAUCGUCAAAGUGUUUUACAACGUCACAGGCCGACGCCGAGCCCAUGGGAACGUGGUCGCCCAUGUGCUCAUUCCCGGGGUCGCGCAGGCAUUCUUCAUCCAGUCCGGGAACGGCGAACUGUUCCUGGACCGCGUGGCAUGUGUCAUGUGUGGCAUGUUUUCGUACCGCGACACCAUCUUCCACGCGCCGAGUUGGAUUGUCCUGCACUUGCAUGCGCAUAACGGCAUCGGGUUCCUCUUUGACGUGGCCAAGUUUGUCAUGAAGCCGCUGACGGCGCCAGAAACAAUCAAGAAACACAAGUACAUUCGGAUUUUGGGCCUCGUGGGACUUGUGAAUAUGGGCAUGUCCGUGACCGGUAGCUGGGCGUACUUGGGUCAAGUCAAAGACAUCAUGUCCAACGACUUUUGGUGGGCGGGGUUCAAUACCACUGGACACCAAACGUACCUGUGCAACUGGUUCAAUCGCCAAUUGAACGAGCCCACGCUAGGACGAAGCGUGGAGCUUCAGAUGAACCAACUCGAAUAUGCCGAAGUCGGCACGGACAACCAUUACAACGCUACCGACACGGUCGUCUACGUGGCGCCUCUGUACGCGUCGGCGAUUCAAUUGGAAGUGAAUACCCUGUCGAACGUAAUUACUGGGCUACGGGCCAUGCAGGGCUGCGACGUGCCGUGGAUUGCUACCGCCUACUGUUACGUCGAUUUUGGUCGAAAGUGGGAAAUGGCCAACUCAGAGACCCGCCAGGCGCGAUGCCUCACGUCGGAACGUCAGAACGCCGCCGUGUACUUGGACGCGGUGCUGCGCAAUGCCGACUGGGCGUCGCUGACGUCGUGCUGGCAGGAUUCGUUGUCGACAGGGGUGUUUUCGUACUUGAACACUUUUCAGGAUGGCAAAACGUGGCUACAAACGCUACCGAGUGGCCUCGCCAUCCACGACGAACUCCAGUUCUGGCAAGCCAAUGGCAUCUCGGAGUACGUCACACAGUGGCAAAACUACAAACAGCUGGGGAUUGUCGAGACGUUUGACGUUCAGAAUGCGUUUGGGUUCACGUACCCCAUGACGAUCAAGCGGUCGCGGGGCUCGUUUCGAACUGAGCUGGGAGCGAGUUCGUUCAAGAUGUCGUGGGGGCUGGCCAGCGACUUGUGGGCCGUGGCGACCAACUUGACGUUGAUUGGGGGGCUACAUCUCGUCCGCCAAAGCCCGUCGUUUGCGUUUCGAAACGUCACCCCCGCCGCCCUCUUGCAGCAGAACUUGACGCUAGGGUCCCCCAUGAACCAAGGACUGUCCCUCGUUCAAGACACGUUGGGGCCGUUUGGCAACAUCGACAUGAAGCGUGUGACGUGUCCGACGUCGCUGCGUCAAGUGUACCAGAACCUGACCGAGUCGUUGGUAUUGCUGCUGAACGUGAACGCGUCGACAGUGUCCGACUACCAAUGGCUGCUCCAGAACAACGCAAAUCUCAUGAACAUCUUGGAGACGUACCAAGGGCUUUUUGUACACAAUUUAGCUCCGUUCUCGUUGCUCGCCCCGGAAUGGAACUCGACCGUAGCGCUUUGCGGGGGCAAACUCAUGUGUGGCUUUGACUCGUGCGGGGGACGCAUGGCACAGGACUUCUUUAGUGCCACAGAAGAGUGCGGCGCACCGUUGGUUUAUGACGAAGACGCGCCGUCCAAUGAAAACCUGCUCAAAGCGUUAAUCGCGUCGAACGUUUCGAACAUGCAAGUCGACGACACCAUGGCGUACUUGUGCGAUUGCAAUCAAGUCGAUCCGUUGGCAUGUGACAACUGCAAGGGCAUGCUAGCCAACAGCACGACGUUCCUAGCCACGUACUUCACGCCCACUAGUCUAGCCGCACUUCGAACCAUGGCGAUGGCGGUGGAAAUCGAAGUUCGAACCAAACUCAAACUUGAAAUGGUCCAGUUUUUCACGGACGCGGUGGACGGGGUGAUCGUCGAAGGAAACGUUGUCGAAUUGUCCCGGAUUCCGCUCAUGACAGAUCCAAAAUUGACGUUCACGACGUGGCUGUAUCUCUUCGAAUGGGUUGAAGGCCAACGGGAAGCGGUGACCUUUCAAGGCGAUACGGACGCCCUCACGACGCUAUCCAACCCGCUCGUGAUCCAGCGCGACCCAGCCAACCCGCGUGAACUCCCCCUCAGCUUUUCCUACUAUGCGUACCGGCUCAGCCAGUACAUCACGGGGGUAUUGUUCAUGGUAGCCAUCGUCGUGUGCCUGUACAUCAUCACCAACAAGGGGGAUGUCGAGUAUGGUAACAUUGGCACGUUCAACAUGGUCGCGGGGCUGGUGUGGGUCGGGCGGCCGAUGAUCUUGCUGCGCGCCUUUUCUGCUAUUUCAGUGCUGGCCACCGCCAACAUGGAGCUAACGCGUUCGCCAGUGCUCACUCGCAUCUACGCUGAUACGUAUCCGUGGUUCACAACCUUCUUGUCGACGGGGGAAGUGAGCUGGCUAGUGUUUGUCAUUGACGACGUCGCGUCUGUCAUUAUGAAGGAGCACACGGCCGAAUGCAAGAUCAAAAACAAAGUGAUGAAACUCCUGGCGGGCCAACUCUUAGCCAACAGCGGCCAGUUGUCGUGGGUGAGCUCGGGCUUGUGGAGUGCGCUAACUCCGGUGCAUCACAUCGCCCGCGUGGGUCGCAUUUGCACGCUCAUAUCGGUGGACAUGGACGUCGAGUGCUCCAGCGGAUUGUUUGAAUACGGGAUUCCUUCCCGCUUCUACGGCAUCGUGCUGGUGACGUUCGCCGGAUGCUGCUUUGCCUACUUGUUCAAAUGGCGGUAUUAUGUACACCAUGACGGUCCGCACAAGGCCAGUUCGUUCUUUUUGCCCGCGGUCGCCAAGUACAAUUUCAAUUUUCGCAAAUGGGAAGUCAACGACACUUUGUAUUUGGACAAGCCGUCCGCGGUCCUCUCGGGCAUCCUCAUCUUUGAAUACCACGACAUCUUGUACGUGUUUGACGUCAAGAUUUGGCGGCGGUAUUCGAUCGACGUGUCGGCGUCGCGGCAAUCCAUGAAGGGCCACACCCACCUCCAGCAUUUCUACCACGCUCUGCCCCUGGUGGAAUGA
Aphanomyces astaci is the source of this 5484-nucleotide messenger RNA. RefSeq lists its product as hypothetical. NCBI's taxonomy places the organism in Eukaryota, Oomycota, Saprolegniomycetes, Saprolegniales, Verrucalvaceae. The record is from RefSeq and is a predicted model, not a curated record. The transcript has a single exon. Bases 1 to 5484 code for a protein of 1827 amino acids.